Diaporthe amygdali is the source of this 1260-nucleotide messenger RNA. RefSeq lists its product as uncharacterized. NCBI's taxonomy places the organism in Eukaryota, Fungi, Ascomycota, Sordariomycetes, Diaporthales, Diaporthaceae. The transcript has a single exon. The record is from RefSeq and is a predicted model, not a curated record. Bases 1 to 1260 code for a protein of 419 amino acids.
AUGUCAUGGGACUCCAAAUCCACGGCGACUCGCCGGAGACAAAAUAGUAGCGCGGCAUCCGGGCGCUCAAGAGGGCUCUCGAUACACAUGCGAAAUGCAAGCAAGGCGGCGGCAGCGAGUUCAACACCGGUCAAGGUUGACCCCAAGUCUGCGCACACUUCAGACCCUUUCCUGCAAGGAUUCCUGAACCCGGCAUUCGACCCGGCAGACUACCUCAACCUGACCCUGCCACCCCUUCAGGGCUCAUCGUCAUCACUAAGGUCCUCGUCGACGGCGGGCAAGGGCGCCGUGCCCCUGGCCCAGCUCUCGAGCGAGGCCCAGGAGCUCCUGACGCAGCUCAACGCCCACACGACACGGCUCGCGACCACGCUCACGCAGCUGACGGACGACAUAAUCCGCAGCGGCAGCAGGCUGGCGUACGAGGUUGAGCUGCUCCGGGGCGAGACGCUGGGCCUGGCCGAGACGCUCACAGAGGGCCCAUUGCGGGAGGAUCUUGAAAGGUUCGUCCCGGCCGGCAUCGAGAACACGGUUGCCUCCACCAGGCGGGCGUCGUUCGGGAGCUUAGCACCCCCCACGCCCUUCCCCGAGAAGGACAAGGACUCGCCUCCGCCCGCGACGCCCGCCGCGGUGGUGGAGAAGAAGGCUGCCGAGGCCGGCGAGGACGAGCCGGCGUACAUAUCACACCUGAGGACGCUGACGCUAGUUCGGUCACGUCUCGACUCCGUGAUCAAGACGUUCGGAGAUGCGAUGGACUUUGUCUUCCCGCCGUCCGAGGUCUCCGUCAGCUCGGGCUUCCUCUCCGUGUCGGCGCCGGACUUCCCGGACAUGCACACCGCGUCCAAGGAGCAGAUCAGCACUGAGGAGAAGGGCCAAAAGACCCUCAGGAAACUGCGCGACGAGAUCUCGGGCCUGCUGGCGAAGAACAACCCGGACCCGGUGAAGGGCGUUGAGGACGCUACCAAGAGGGUGGAGGAGCUCAAGGAGCUCACCACGGUAUGGAAAGGCACGGCGGAGGAGAAGGGCAGGCAGAGGUUCGUGGAGAACCUGGCGCGGAUGGUCGAGGAUCGGCAUAGGGAGUUGGUGAAGGAGGCGGAGAUGCAGAGGGACCAGGGCUUGAGGGAGAGUCGAAGUAGGCAAGAUGAGGACGCCUUGAAGCGAGAGCAGGCGAAUACCUCAGAUUCCGCCUCUUCGGAGGCUAGAGGGUCGAUGGGCGGUUACGGGUUUAUGACUCAGUGGCAGAAGCUGAGGAGUGGGCUUUGA